AUGGCGUCUUCUAGUCGCGACUCGGUCGACCUUUACUGCACCCAGUGCUCUAGUCACUUGGGCAUCUUCGAGAACGAAUGGACCCGACUCACUGCAGGCUAUAUGCGCCCGGCUCGCCCAGGUCAGCAUUUUGGCACCGAGGUCGGCCAGAAGACACAAAUUGUUCCUGAAGGAAGCUCUCAACAGGCUGCACGCGGUUGCACCAUGGCCGAAGUGUUCUGCCAGAAAUGUUCUGCAACUGUUGCCAGAUAUUGCACCGCCGCUCCCCAUGUGGACCAGCGACACUUGGUGAACCAGUAUUUCUAUAAGCUUUCCAAAACGCACCUUACCAACAGCCGAACCGAAGACAAGGUCGACCCUGUUUUCACCUUCGCCGAGAUGUCACAACCAACCGCUAGAUCAACUCAUCCACCUGCCCAGUCAGACUAUUCCCUCCUUCCUCCCAGUGCUAGAGCCUCUCAAGUCAACACUUUAAGGGCCUCGACACAGCCGUAUCCACGAUCUUACACGCCAGCUGAGCGCUCACUCCUCCGCAAUGGAUCACAUUACGAAUCGGAGGAAUUCUCGGAACGUAACUGGGAAAUAUAUGACCACAAACUCAGAUUUCAACAAGGCUUGAUGGAUGCACAAGAGAAGAGAAUACAGGCGCAAGACAUCAAACUUCAGACGCUGUCAAAUCAACUGGACCUUUUCAAGCGAAUCGUGCAGGACCUUCAGUUCACCGUAUCCAAACUUCAAACGGGAAGCACCGAUGUGGUUACACUCUCUCCAGAUCCUAACGACUUUGUUGGCAAACUUGAGCAUCUAGUUAGCGCAAUGAAGAAAGCCCAUUCCCGUUCCCAGGGUUCCGGGGAGCAUAUCGCGAGUACCACUUUGUACGACUCAGCAUCACAUUCACCCAUGCCAGAACAGAAUACUGAACCUCCGGCCUCGCUCGGCAAGCGCAAGCGUGGCAGCAAUGAUACUCGACAGGCCGGUCCACCACGUGCCACUCAUCCAGAUGAUCUUGGGUCGCCUAAUGCGCGACUCGAAACCGCAUCAAGAUCAGUAUCAUUCGCCGACUCCAGUCAGACCUCGGAUGAUCAGAACCCACAGGAAGAAGAGUCUACAGGAACAUCUUUCCUCUCUACCGACUUUCACACUGAGACUUGGGCGGCUUCCCACAAGGAUGCGCCUGGACCAGCCCAGAUGUCUGCCAGGAAGUCCAGCAGGUUAGAUAACACUGGCCAAGAGCACCAUCCCCCCAAUGCCCCAAUCACAGACCAUACCUCAUUCGAAGAAACACCUAAUGAGGGUCAUAUUGAGUUUAGCGACAAUGACAUGGAGUCUUCAACCGGCGCCGUUGAUGCCGUGGGUCCUCCUGAUCUGGGGACUUUGGAAGAACCUCCCGAUACCCAAACUGAACCCAUUGCGAACAACUCUUUGGGUGACGCCGAAGGGGGAUCGGAAAAUGCCAAAAAGAGACCUCGAAAUUCCCAGUUAAGCGCCAGGACGGUCGUAGAAAAUGCAACCGAGCGCUUGGCCCGAAGUCUUGCCCCCGAACCUACCAAGCGGCGACGUACUUUGCCACGAACAUUACCUUCUCCCCAGGUAGAAAUCGGUCUCGACCACGCUCGCAUCCUAACUCCGGCGACCGUCGAACAGGAGCGGCGUGAGGCUGAGACUCGGAAGGAUGUUCCCAAAGCGUCGCCCACUCCCGUCCUUCAAAGCACGGAGAAACUCCUCAAUAUUGAGCUGAAGGAGCUAGGUCUUGAGGCGUGGAUCGGAAAGAACAAGCAACAUAAUGCGGAAUAUCGCAAGGUAAUCACUGCAGCCAGAGCAAAGAAAAGAGAAGAGAACAAGAGGGCCAAGCUCGCGAAAUUGGGAUUCGCUCCAGCACCGCCCUCUGAUGGCCUACCACAGUCUGACCCAGCUUCCUCUGGAGCUGAACCACCAUUGGAUUUACCUCAGGAGGAACCCCAACCGAGUGCUGAAGUGGAACAUCCGCAACCAGCACCAGUCGUGUCAGCUGCCCCUGACGCUCAGCCUACCCAUACUGUCAACGAGGUUAACCAGACCAACGAGGCUAAUGAUCCCGUGUCUGAAGCCAAGGCCCAGCAACUGCUUGCUGCAUUCGUCAGUGGAUCUACUGUUCGAACACUCAAUGGUGAGAGCAUCGGGCCCGCAGAACCUCCAAAAGAGCCGGAGCAGACCCGUGCAACGCGGACGCGCGGAAAAGCACGAGAGGCCGAGUUGAGGCGUAGGAGUCAAUUGGCACAACAAGCCAUGGAGAUGGAGGCGUGA
Messenger RNA from Exophiala mesophila, 2283 nucleotides. RefSeq lists its product as uncharacterized. Bases 1 to 2283 code for a protein of 760 amino acids. NCBI's taxonomy places the organism in Eukaryota, Fungi, Ascomycota, Eurotiomycetes, Chaetothyriales, Herpotrichiellaceae. The record is from RefSeq and is a predicted model, not a curated record. The transcript is spliced from 2 exons.